AUGGCGCCGACGAUUCACUGUGUUCGCCAUGCGCAAGGUUUCCACAACCUCAAUGUCGCCAACCACUCCAUGCACGAUCCCUUGCUCACUCCCCUCGGUGAAGAGCAAUGCCGCCUUCUCCAGAAGAACUUUCCCUACCAUGACAAGAUCGACGCGGUUGUAGCUUCGCCUAUCAAACGGACAAUCUACACUGCUUUGCUCGGCUUCGGAGACACUAUCAACAAGAAGAACCUGAAAGUCAUUGCCCUUCCCGAGUUACAAGAGACGUCAGACUUGCCAUGCGAUACGCCCAGCCCGCCCGAACAGGUUGCAAAGGAAUUCGCGGGACAGCCGGUGGACCUGAGCUUGGUGAAGCCGGGCUAUGAUAGCAAGCGAGGGAAGUGGGCACCAACUUCUAAGGCAAUCGAGAUACGGGCAAGAGAGGCAAGGCAGUGGUUCAUGCACAGGCCUGAGAAGGAGAUUGUGGUCGUGACUCACGGUAUGUCCACGCAUCUCCACUGCACUCCUGAUCACCACGUGCUGAUAUGAAACUUGAUCAGGUGGCUUCCUUCAUUACUUUACCGAGGACUGGAACGAUAACCACCGGUUUGCCGGCACUGGCUGGGCCAACACAGAAUACCGCUCCUACACCUUCUCCACAUCUGACCCCGAGCAAGCCCACCUCAUCGAGACUCCCGAGUCUAGAGAGCGUCGGAAAGCGGAAGAAAAGCCACUCGACAAGGAAGAAUAUGUCAAUCUCGAGCGAACAGUGAGCAAGGAGCGCAAGGAGCGGCAAGCAAAGACUCAACAGACACAAAAGAUUCAGGCAAAGGUAUAG
This is a messenger RNA of Lecanosticta acicola, 817 nucleotides long. Lineage: Eukaryota; Fungi; Ascomycota; Dothideomycetes; Mycosphaerellales; Mycosphaerellaceae. The record is from the annotation of a GenBank genome assembly.